Molecule: messenger RNA, 3107 nt
Organism: Bolinopsis microptera
Lineage: Eukaryota; Metazoa; Ctenophora; Tentaculata; Lobata; Bolinopsidae
Product: dimethylglycine dehydrogenase, mitochondrial-like
Exons: 19
Coding region: 243-2849 (868 amino acids)
Cellular component (GO): mitochondrion
Molecular function (GO): oxidoreductase activity; protein binding
Source: RefSeq, a predicted model, not a curated record
AAUGUUUACGAGUACUCCUUUCAUUUGUGCGUGUUGUUUAUACAGUUACUAAGAAAGCCCGUGGGAACAGGGAUGAAGCUAGUAGGUUUCUAUUUUUUGGUAGUCAGUUUUUUAUAGAGUUAUAGCAUCAAAAGUCUCCGUCAUAAUCGAGUAUACUGAUACAGCCCAUUGAAAUGUAGCUCGCACUGAAGUCUGAACACAACGUAAUUACCACAAAACCGUUGGUGAAAGCACACAGAGUAAUGCUUAAGUUCGGUAACAGAAAUAAUUUUCUAAAGAAGGCAUAUAAUUAUUCUCGCUCUCUCUCCUCAAAACCAAACGGAUUCCUUGAGCAACACGAAAGUGUUGAAACAAGACAUGCUAAGGACAACGCUGAGGUUGUAAUAAUUGGAGGAGGAUGUGUUGGUACUAGUUUGGCGUAUCAUCUCGCAAAGUUUGGAGUGAAAAAUGUGGUGCUUCUUGAGAAAACUGAACUCACUGCUGGAUCAACAUAUAGUGCAGCUGGUCUGACAACAUACUAUAAUCAUGGUAUCAACAUGCGGAACCUACAUUACGAGUCACUUAAGCUUUUCGAAACAAUUGAAGCAGAAACUGAUCAGGAAAUUGGAUUUAACGCCACUGGUUCACUCCGUUUGGCCCAUACAAAAGAACAUUUCAACGAGUUCAAAUACAUGAUGAGCCGACAUACGUGGCACCGAGCCAACGAGCAUCUAGUUGACCCCGACACUAUAGAACAGAUGCAUCCUUUUCUGAACAUGGAGGGAAUUAAAGGGGGGUUAUACACCCCUGGUGAUGGUCAUACCGACCCUUAUAGUCUUACUAUGGCGUAUGCUAAAGGAGCCCGAAUGUAUGGAGCAACAUUAGUGCAAGACUGUAUAGUCACUGGCACUAAACAGAGGGCUGACGGAACAUGGGAGGUGGAUACACCUUCUGGAAAAAUAAACACAAAGCAACUGGUGAACGCUGCCGGAUUCCACGCCAGAGAAAUCGGGCAGAUGUCGGGGCUUAAUCUACCUCUUGCUCCUGUACACCAUCAGUACCUGGUUUCUGCAAGUGUUCCCUUAUUGGAAGACUGGCAGAAGAACCAGAACGGUCGUCAGAUUCCAACUAUUCGGGAUCUUAGAGGUUCUUACUACGUGAGACAGGAACGAACAGGACUAUUGAUUGGACCGUACGAGGCACCAGAUAAGAUGAAGAUUCAGGAGGACUGGUAUGAUAACGGCAUCCCUAGAGGUUUCUCUAAAGAAGCAUACGAAAGUGAUUUGGAUCGUAUUGAUAGGUGCAUAGAACAUUGUAUGGAACUGAUGCCAAUAAUGCAGGAAACUGAAAUUCAGAACGCGAUAGCAGGACCGAUUACAUACUCUCCCGACAUGUUACCGAUGAUGGGACCAACUCACCACCUAACUAAUUACUGGCUAACAGUCGGAUUUGGCUGCUUCGGUAUUGUGCAUUCUGGAGGUGCUGGAAAAUACCUUGCUAGAUGGAUGAUAAACGGAGAACCUGACUACGACCUGAUAGAAUGUGAUCCAGAUAGAUUUUCUGACUGGACGGACAGGAAGUUUCUAAUGGAGAAGGCUCGAGAGUCCUACGGAAUGAACACCUCACCUGCGUAUCCUAAAGAGGAGAGGUGGGCAGGACGACCUACAGAGAGGGUGAGCGGAGCUUACCAGGAAAUUAAAGAAAGAGGAGCUGCGUUUGGGUUCAAUGCUGGGUGGGAACAGGCGCGCUUCUUUGCAACUCAAGGGGAACUCAAGACCACACCAGCCUGUUACACGAGGAAACAUUGGCAUGAUGCCGUAGGCAGAGAAGUUGAUCUCCUUCUCAACGGAGUUGGUGUAGCUGAUCUCACUUAUUUCGGGAAGUUCAUUUUGGAAGGUCCAGGUGCAACUAAGUUCCUCUCCUCGAUGGUUGCUAAUACUCUACCCAAGGAACAACAAGUUAACCUGUCUCACAUGCUUACUCCUAACGGUAAAGUUUACGCUGAACUAACAAUAUCUAGACUUGGAAAAGAGCGGUAUUAUCUAGUGACAAGUGCUGGCAGUGAAUUACAUGAUCUCAGGUGGCUGAAGCAUCAUAUGCCUGAGAAUGCAGAGUUUACACUGCAGAACGUGACCGAUCAAAUGGGAGUUCUAGCAGUAACUGGGAAAUAUUCCCGUGACGUCAUGACCAAGCUUACUGACAGUGCUAUGUCUCAUGAAGAUUUCCCGUUUUUGGAAUGUCGUGAAAUGAGUUUGGCCGGAUAUGAUGUUCAGGCAACAAGGAUUUCGUACACUGGUGAGUUAGGAUGGGAAAUUCAUCAUGAUCGAAACGACACAGGCGCCCUUUACAAGAGAAUUCUAGAAGCAGGAGCUGAAUUUGAGAUCGGAGAUUAUGGUUGGUUUGCAACAAACUCCUUAAGACUUGAAAAAGGAUUGAGGCACUGGGGAGACGAGAUGAAUCUGGAUAAGAACCCCUUCGAAGCCGGUUUAGGGUCCUUCAUAAAAACAAACAAAAAAACACCUUUCAUCGGUCAAGAGGCUUGUAAGGAAAUGCUAGGUAACGAGUUGAAGAGCAAAUUAGUGAUGUUGACUGUUGAUACUCAUGGUUAUUUGGAUCCGGAGGGUAACGAGACUAUUUGGUUUGACAACCAGGUGGUUGGUAACACUACAUCUGGAGCCUGGAGUUACAGCGCCAAUACAAGUAUUUGCAUGGCAUACCUCCCAACCAGUCUUACUGAACUAGGUUCCAAUGUGUACGUUGAACUCCUAGGCAAGAGAUACAAAGCCACUGUAGUCAACGACCCGAUGUACGAGACAGAGGCAGUUAGAUCAAGAAAUGAUCUCAAAGAAGACCGAGCUGAUUUCAGUUAGUGACUCAGAGAUAUACACAGAAAACUUGUGUCAGGAUCUGCAGAUGCAUAUCCUAAAUCUAAGUUUUAAAUAUUUUGACCAUCGCCAUUAAAGAACGAAAUCUGGACCCAAAUCAUUUUAAUUAUUGACAGGGAGUUUAUACAUUUUUAAGGUUGUUGAACAAUACAUAUUAUUAAAAUUAUACUGUUUUUUAACGAUUCGAAAAAGAAAUCGCACCGUAUUUAACAUUUAAACAAUUAACCAAAAUUCUCGUAACCA